AUGUGGUAUCUGUGCGCGUUAUUUUGUCUAUCGUUGGCGGCGUCGGUGAGCGGCAACGGUCUACUGUUGCUGUACCGGCCACAAGACAUCAGCAGCGAGUGCGCCGCCUCUCGUCACCUCCGCUUCGACCUCUCCUUCGGCAUGGGAAUGUCCGACACGACCACCUUGGUGUUUCGCACGCUGAAUGACUUCGACUACGGCUGCGUGGUGGAGGUGUCCACCGAGGGGCCGCAGUUGAGCCUGCUGGUCGUCAUCCGCUACCCGAACAGCAUAGCGGACAACUGCGCCCUAAAUCGGGAGGCGUUCGUCAUCCUCAAGCGGAGCAAGUGCCUCCGUCUGUGCGACAUGCUGGGCGGGCGGGACAUCGCAUCGCCCUACUACGUGGUCACGCUCCGCGAGAGGAUACGCUUCCGCUUUAUCAGCAACAGCAGCGUCAACACGGACAUGAACGCUAACAUGUACCAAGUGACGGUGACCGCCGCCCGCACCGCCCCGGCAGACGGAUGCAGCCGCCGCAACGAGACCAUAUGCACAAUAGACGAACACCAUUACUGCUUCACCAGCGGCGUGGUGUGCGACGGCAUCAACAACUGUGGCGUCGCCGACUGGUUCGACGAGCGCAAGUCCCAAUGCGGGCUCCCCGUGGAGCGGCUGGGCGUGGCGCCGGUGAUAGCGGUGCUGCUGGCGGUGCUGUGCGCGCUGCUGGUGGGCGGGCGGGCGCUGUCGCGGUGCCUGCCGCCCGCGGCCGCCUCCUUCUUCAUCUUCAACGCGAACGAGGACAACCGCCUCUGCGUGGACACCGUGCACCGCAAGCCCGUCCACGCCGCCCCGCCGGAAGAUCCGCCCAAGAGGGUCUCCGUCAUACCGAUAUGUUCGGACUCCGAUUCGGCGAACCGGAGCCAAGAAGAGAUACGGGCGCCGGAAGAUCUUGGCGGACACUCGAGCACUGAGCCCGCUGAACUUACGGGACUUGCAGAACCCUCCUCGGCUCAAAUACAGAAGUCGAGGCGUGACUCGUCUAGGAAGUUCACGAUGCAGACGGUAACCGCCAGCCUCCAGCGACGUCUUAAGACUGUUGUCGGCCACACCCGCAAGAUGUCGUUGGACCCCUCGAAGCCGCUGAACAUC
This is a messenger RNA of Iphiclides podalirius (scarce swallowtail), 1128 nucleotides long. The record is from the annotation of a GenBank genome assembly. Lineage: Eukaryota; Metazoa; Arthropoda; Insecta; Lepidoptera; Papilionidae.